Parnassius apollo (apollo) is the source of this 1914-nucleotide messenger RNA. The record is from the annotation of a GenBank genome assembly. NCBI's taxonomy places the organism in Eukaryota, Metazoa, Arthropoda, Insecta, Lepidoptera, Papilionidae.
AUGAACCGACGUAAACCUUUACAUGGAGACUCUUUGGAUACUCCGUUAAAUCGUUGCCUUACCACAUUUGACAUUACCUUAUUAGGUGUUGGGCAUAUGGUUGGUGCUGGUAUUUAUGUUCUAACGGGAACUGUCGCUCGUCACAUGGCCGGUCCUGCGACGGCACUCAGUUUCUUAUUUGCUGGCGUUACCUCGACCCUUGCUGCUUUGUGCUACGCCGAGUUUGGAACAAGAAUACCCAGAGCAGGAAGUGCUUAUGCCUACACUUACGUCAGUGUUGGCGAAUUUUGGGCAUUUAUAAUAGGCUGGAAUAUUGUUCUAGAGUAUAUGAUAGGCGCUGCUUCAGUUGCUAGGGCUUGGUCAGGAUAUUUGGAUGAAAUGUUAAAUGGAGCGAUAAGCAACGCAACUAUUUCGGUAACUGGAGAAAUGCACGAAACUCUUCUGAGUCGGUAUCCCGAUGUUUUAGCAUUUCUCAUUUGUAUUGCAGCAUCCCUUAUUUUAGCAGUGGGCGUUAAAACGUCCGCAUACAUUAAUAACGGCCUCACUAUUUUAAACCUGCUAGUGAUAACUCUUGUUAUAUUCCUCGGAUUUUACUACGCAGAUGUUGAUAAUUGGUCGGAGAAAAAUGGUGGCUUCAUGCCAUACGGUUUCAGUGGUGUGUUAGCUGGUGCUGCUACAUGUUUCUACGCAUUCGUUGGUUUCGAUAGUAUUUCGGCUUCAAGUGAAGAGGCAAAAGAUCCGUCACGUUCUAUACCUAUUGCAACUAUGUUGUCAAUGGGAUUAGUUGCGUUUGGAUACAUUCUCGUCGCUAUCGCGUUGACUCUCAUGGUACCAUAUCAAACAAUUAAUCCUGACGCUGCUUUGCCGGCCGCGUUAGGUGCAGUUCACGCCGACUGGGCUAAAUAUGCAGUCGCAGUCGGGGCGGUUUGUGGAAUGACCACUACUUUAUUAGGUUCACUAUUUUCUUUACCCCGUUGCUUAUAUGCCAUGUCGGUUGAUGGCUUACUAUUUGGCUUUCUAAGUGAUAUGAACAAUAAGUCUCAAAUUCCUGUUUCAAAUUUAAUAAUAUCUGGUUUAUCAUCAGCGCUUAUAGCUUUGCUCUUCGAUCUGGAGAAAUUGGUUGAGUUCAUGUCAAUUGGCACAUUAUUAGCGUAUACUAUCGUCAGUACCGCCGUCAUAAUUCUUCGAUAUCGUCCUGCUCCAACGUCUGAUGAAAAGUGUUUUGGUGAUCCGCAAUUAGAUUCGCCGUGUGAUCGCGAAGACAGUUCUGCGACCGGAACACCAGGAACAGAUGGUGGCUCUUCUUCAUCUGAGAUGUUUGAAGUAUUGACAGUAGGUCGUCUGAGGGCGCAGUACGCUUGGUUGGAGCCACUGGCGGGUGGUAGGGCCCCAGGAACUGCCGUCAGUGGUUGCGUUUACGUUUUCACCAUUGCCGCCGCCGCUCUGUGUGUCCACAAUCACUUUUUGGCAGAACCUGCAGGACUCUGGGCUCUUCUACCGGACUUCGUACUUGGCUGUAUUAUAAUUGCUUGUCUUUUCGUAAUCUGGGCACACCAGCAAAGUCCGACGAGGCUGCCAUUCCGUGUGCCAUGGGUGCCCUUGCUGCCUGCUGCCAGCGUAAUUCUCAACGUCGAACUUAUGGUUAAUCUUAAAGCGCUUACAUGGGCUCGUUUCGCCAUUUGGAUGACCUUUGGUCUACUUCUUUACUUCCUCUACGGCAUUCACCACAGCAAGUUGGGUGAGGGUGUGACAGGGCUUUUGUCGCGUUCAGGUAGCGGUGGCGGACACAGUGGCGGGUGGGGCGCAGUGGACAAGACGAAUGCAAUAGCGCGCCGGGUAGGAAAACUCGCGCGCGGCUCGAAGAGCGACGACCGCAAACCGAUUAUAUGCGACGAUGAACUUGCUAGACCGUGA